Dreissena polymorpha is the source of this 927-nucleotide messenger RNA. RefSeq lists its product as uncharacterized. The record is from RefSeq and is a predicted model, not a curated record. Bases 64 to 633 code for a protein of 189 amino acids. Lineage: Eukaryota; Metazoa; Mollusca; Bivalvia; Myida; Dreissenidae. The transcript has 8 exons.
GCUUUUUUCAGUUGUUGUUUUACUUGCCUGUCUGAAAACAUAAUCGAACGCUGCUUUGCAACCAUGAGGUUUGGGGCUACAGUUUUACUAUUUGUCUGCUUCUCUGCUUGUGUUGCCGCUCUUCCGAGGAAUCAACAUGUUGUUAACAGGCGCGCUGUUCCUCCACCACCGACGCGUCAAACCGAUGUCACAAGCACCUGGCCUUACGGAUUUAUGGAAUUUGCCUCCCUGUGGGCCAAAUGUCGCGAAUGGGAGCUCUUUACUACAACUGAUCCUAGCACAGCCACGGAGGAAGCAAAUCGAUCGGACAUGGGAACGCUAGGAAUUGCUUGCACUGAUCUGUUCGAUUCGAUGAAAGACAUGAAGACGGACCUUAGCCCAGAGGAGGAGGCGGCCGCCAUGGCACAGUUUAAUGACAAUUUCCCACUAUUUCAGUGUACAAAUCUUCAGAUUUAUCGUGAAGAAACCAUGGCUUUCCUAGAGCAUGACACUAACGCAUACAACGAUGAUCCAUUUCUUUCAAUGACUGUCCGCCUAGCUGAAAUGUGCUACUCCGUAUUCAAGGCGUACGAUGAUCAGGGAAAUCGUCCCGAGAAGCGUUUUUGGCCUUGGUGGACCUUUUUCCUCGGCUGAAGUCUCUACACUGCGCAGUGGGUAGUCACAUCGUUAGCGAAGUUUACAACAAUGGCUCUUCUACGCCCUGUGGGAGUUGAAAACAAUGACUAUUAUCUUUAUGAACUUUUUUAACAGUUUCUAUCGAUAUGUGGUACAUAUAUUAUUGAAUACCUUUUUUGAGCUUUGUUAACAGUUGUUACAGUUUCUAUCGAUAUUUAUUACAGAUAGUAAUUAUCUUUAUAACCGGUUGAUGGUUUCGAUCGAUGUGUGUUGAAAAGACAGCAAAACAAAUAAUAAUUAUCAAAACACUUA